ACACGCCAUGAUUUUGGUCGGCAUCUAAAAAUACAACACUGGCCACGGCAAGCAUCUCGCCAGGUCAUUUGGGAAAUCCGAUCGCCAUGUAUCGCACGCGGGAGCUCAACAAAAACAUCGCGAAGAGCUACCUGAGUGUCGGUGACCCGUACAGAGACCCGCAUAUCAUUGAGGGCAAGUCGGACCGGCACAAGAACAAGCAAUUCCAAACGGUGCCGCCCAAGGACACGAGCGACGGCGGCGGGUACUUCGAAAAGAAAACGUACUCAUCCGACCCACUUCAAGAUGGCGUGAUGUACUUGAAGACGCAGCCGGCGGCGGACCGCAAAGCCGGGUUCGGGACCAAGGACGCCAGCCGCCGCGAUGAAUUUAUGAGCCACGUCCGCACCGAGCAGUACCGCGAGACGCUGGCGAGGGAAGAGCACAUUUCGCAGAAAGGCAUUCAGAGGCACCCAAACGAUGACGACGACGGCGGCGGCGACAGCACGUUCCCGGCCGAGAAACAUCAGUUCCCGGAGGGCUUGAAAGAAACCAAGUUCCUGUACGAUAUCGGACGGACGCAGGCGACCGAGUUCAACCAGAAGAGCCACCGCGACACAUUCUACACACUCCGCACGGGCAAUUCGCAGUUUCGACGCAACAACGGUCACUUCGUCCUGAGCUCGGAGGCGGUCGGUGUCGGGGCCAACAAGGUCCAGAACAACGGGACACACGCCCGCAACGCGUGCACGAAGCAAUUUUACGACCACAGCCACCUCCACACAUAGCAUUCUUUCAUAACAACGCUUCGCUCACAUCUCUCUCGUUGACGAUGCCGCCGACAACAGAUAGGGUCCGCAGUCCACCCAAGGUGAUUGGAACGCCGCUCGACAACAAGCCGCGCAUGAUCUUGUGGCGAUUCCUAGCCAAGAUCUGACUCAACAGUCGUACCAGUGCGCGUUGUGGAAUGAUAACUAGGACAAGUGCAUUCAGUCGCAGUGACGCUGCGUGGAUGAACAGUCGACGAGGCAAGUGGGCAACAUUCGGUGUUCG
This is a messenger RNA of Aphanomyces invadans, 1032 nucleotides long. RefSeq lists its product as hypothetical. The record is from RefSeq and is a predicted model, not a curated record. Lineage: Eukaryota; Oomycota; Saprolegniomycetes; Saprolegniales; Verrucalvaceae. The coding region runs from base 87 to 767 and encodes 226 amino acids. The transcript has a single exon.